AUGACCAAGUUAGGUGCUCCAGAUGCUAGCAUCCCUCUCAUCCUUCUUCCUGGAGUAGUGAGCUUGAAAGCCAUGACCACAGUUAUUGUUUUGGCCAACACUGUAGAAACAGCCACAGUGAAAAAUACUCCAAAUGUGGUCUGCUGCAGGAUGCAGAGGAAUGUGAAAAAUAUCAGAAAUGAGAUGGCAAAAGUCAUAGAAAGCUGUACAUGGAGCUUAGCCGGUUGUUCUCAUAGGACCUGGAAGAUCGGAGUGUUCACAGUAAUGCAGCCAGAGGAAGUUGAGGACACAGAUGCAGUGACUUUUGAUGAUGUGCAUAUCACCUUCACUGGAGAAGAGUGGAAUUUGCUGGAUCCUUCCCAGAAGAAUCUCUACAAAGAUGUGAUGCUGGAGACCUACUGGAACCUCACCGAUAUAGGCUACAAUUGGGAAGAUCACCAUAUUGAAAAAGAAUUUAAACGUUCUAGAAGACACAAAAGGCAUAUAAGUCAUAGUGGGGAAAAACCAUAUGAAUAUAAUCAAUGUGGUGAAGCCUUUGCACAACCCAGUCGUCUCCGAAAUUAUAAAAGAAACCAUACUGGAGAGAAACCUUAUGAAUGUAAUCAAUGUGGUAAAGCCUUUGCAAGACCCAGUCAUCUCCAAAGACAUAAAAGAAUACAUACUGGUGAGAAACCUUAUGAAUGUAAUCAAUGUGGUAAAGUCUUUGCCCUACACAAUCAUCUCCAAAAUCAUAAAAGAAUACAUACUGGAGAGAAACCUUAUGAAUGUAAUCAAUGUGGUAAAGCCUUUUCACAUCAGAGUAGUCUCCAAUAUCACAAAAAAACACAUAAUGGAGAGAAACCUUAUGAAUGUAAUCAAUGUGGUAAAGCCUUUUUAUGUCAGAGUAGUCUCCAGUGUCAUAAAAGAACCCAUACUGGAGAAAAACCUUAUGAAUGUAAUCAAUGUGGUAAAGCUUUUGCAAUACCCAGUGUUCUCCAAAGACAUAAAACUACACAUACUGGAGAGAAACCCUAUGAAUGUAAUCAAUGUGGUAAGGCCUAUUCACAAGAGAGAGCUCUCCAAUAUCACAAAAGAACACAUACUGGAGAGAAACCAUAUGAAUGUAGUCAGUGUGAUAAAGCCUUUGCAAGACCCACUCAUCUUCAGUUACAUAAAAGAACACAUACUGGUGAGAAACCUUAUGAAUGUAAUCAAUGUGGUAAAGCCUUUGCAAGACCCAGUCAUCUUCAAAGACAUAAAAGCAUACAUACUGGAGAGAAACCUUAUGAAUGUAAUCAAUGUGGUAAAACAUUUUCACAACUGACUACUCUCCAAUAUCAUAAAAGAACACAUACUGGAGAGAAACCUUAUGAAUGUAAUCAAUGUAGUAAAGCCUUUGCAUGUCACAGUCAUCUACAACGUCAUAAAAGAACACAUACUGGAGAGAAACCUCAUGGAUGUAAUCAAUGUGGUAAAGCAUUUUCACAACGGAGUACUCUACAAUAUCAUAAAAGAACACAUACUGGAGAUAAACCUUAG
Arvicanthis niloticus (Nile rat) is the source of this 1518-nucleotide messenger RNA. Lineage: Eukaryota; Metazoa; Chordata; Mammalia; Rodentia; Muridae. The record is from RefSeq and is a predicted model, not a curated record.